Messenger RNA from Trichoderma asperellum CBS 433.97, 1611 nucleotides. RefSeq lists its product as uncharacterized. Gene Ontology annotation, molecular function: transmembrane transporter activity. Lineage: Eukaryota; Fungi; Ascomycota; Sordariomycetes; Hypocreales; Hypocreaceae. Gene Ontology annotation, biological process: transmembrane transport. The record is from RefSeq and is a predicted model, not a curated record. Gene Ontology annotation, cellular component: membrane.
AUGGACACUCGCCGCCGCCGCUCCUCCGUUGGCAGCGGCGCCCAGACCGCCGACCAGGCGCUCGCGUCGCUGGGCUACAAGUCCGAGCUGCCUCGCCAUCUGUCCAUGAUGUCCAUCCUGGGCCUGUCGUUCGCCAUCAUGGCCGUUCCCUUCGGCCUCAGCACCACGCUGUACAUCACCCUCACCAACGGCCAGUCCGUCACCGUCCUCUGGGGCUGGAUCCUCGUGUCGCUCAUCUCCGUGUGCAUCGCCGCCUCGCUCGCCGAAAUCUGCGCCGUCUUCCCCACUGCGGGCGGCGUCUACUACUGGUCUGCCAUGCUGAGCUCCCGCGAGUGGGCGCCGCUGGUCAGCUUCGUGGAUGGAUGGCUCACUCUUGUGGGCAACUGGACCGUGACGCUGAGCAUCAACUUUUCUGGCGCGCAGCUGAUUUUGAGCGCCAUCAGCAUCUUCAACGAAGACUUUGUGGCGAAUACGUGGCAGACGGUGCUGUGUUUUUGGGCCGUGAUGCUGGUGUGCGCCCUCGUUAAUGCGUUUGGAUCGCGGUAUUUGGACCUCAUCAACAAGGUCUGCAUCUACUGGACCGCUGCCAGCGUCAUCAUCAUCAUGGUCACUCUGCUUACCAUGGCCGACCACCGCCACUCGGGCGAAUAUGUCUUUGCUCACUAUGAUGCCUCGGCCAGCGGAUGGCCUACAGGCUGGUCCUUUUUUGUUGGAUUGCUCCAAGCUGCUUACACUCUCACCGGCUACGGCAUGGUUGCGGCCAUGUGCGAAGAAGUGCAAAACCCCGAACGCGAAGUCCCCAAAGCCAUUGUCCUCUCCGUCGUGGCCGCCGGCUUUACUGGCGUCAUCUACCUCAUCCCUCUCCUCUUCGUCCUCCCCGACGUCCAAACCCUGCUCAGUGUUGCCAAUUCUCAGCCAAUUGGUCUCCUCUUCAAGACCGUCACCGGAUCCGCGGCCGGCGGCUUCGGCCUCCUAUUUCUCAUCCUUGGAAUCUUGAUGUUUGCCGGCAUCGGCGCCCUCACGGCUGCUUCACGAUGCACAUAUGCUUUUGCUCGAGACGGUGCCAUUCCCGGAUAUAAACUUUGGCGCAAGGUGAAUAAGUCACUGGACGUGCCCAUCUGGGCUCUUGUCCUGUCUACCGCAGUUGACUGUGUCCUUGGGUGCAUCUACUUCGGCUCAUCCGCCGCCUUCAACUCCUUCACUGGUGUCGCCACAAUCUGUCUCUCUACAUCAUACGGGGUCCCAGUCCUGGUCAAUCUUGUCCAGCGCCGCAGGGCCGUACAACACUCCCCUUAUCCUCUCGGCAAAGUCAUGGGCCCCAUCAUCAACGUCAUCUGCAUCAUCUGGAUAGUCUUCUUCGUCGUAAUUUUCUGCAUGCCUGUGUCGCUACCGGUAGACCCCACGACGAUGAACUACGCUUCGGUGGUGUUUGCUGGGUUUGGAGCCAUUGCUUUUAUCUGGUACUUUGCGUAUGCGCGCAAGAACUUCACUGGCCCCCCAGUCAGAAGCGGUGGAGAGGAUGAUGUUAUUACUACGGUGGGAGUUGCAGUGGGUGAGCCCGGGAGAGGCUCAGAGUCACCGCAAACAAAUAUGGAAAAGGAUAUGAAAUAA